Aureobasidium namibiae CBS 147.97 is the source of this 1164-nucleotide messenger RNA. RefSeq names its product MOSC-domain-containing protein. Gene Ontology annotation, molecular function: catalytic activity; pyridoxal phosphate binding; molybdenum ion binding. NCBI's taxonomy places the organism in Eukaryota, Fungi, Ascomycota, Dothideomycetes, Dothideales, Saccotheciaceae. The transcript is spliced from 2 exons. The annotation marks the transcript as partial. The record is from RefSeq and is a predicted model, not a curated record.
AUUCUCGUUUACCCUAUCAAGUCUGUUCGACCGUACGAACCUUCUUCGGCCGAAGUGACUAGACAUGGCUUUACCUACGACCGCUGCUUCAUGGUCCUCCAAGAGCUGCCAGAUGGCUCGCUCAAGAACAUGCACGUCGCACACUACCCCGAGCUGACCCUCUUGUUCGCCGAUAUCAAGUUUCCUAAGGAUCAAAAUCCCAAAAACGCCUCUAUACAUCUGACUUGGAAGCCGCCACAUGGCGAAUCAAGAGAUCUGAGUCUCCCUCUUGUUCCCGACACAUCCUCUCUACAGAAGAUCCAUGUGACUAUGCACUCCAGCCCUACUGAUGCCUACCAGAUGGACGACCAAUACAACAAAUGGCUGUCUGAAUGUCUGGGCUAUAAUGUCGUGCUAGCAUAUCUCGGCGAGAAUGAACGUCCAGUUCUUAUGACCACUCACCAAGAGAACAACCAAUCCCAAGCUCAGCAGGGAGGCUGGCUAUCUGCCAUCACCAACAAGUUGCCCACUUCCAUCGGCACAAUCAUCUCAGGUGACACACAAACGGAAGACAAGAUCACCUUCGCCGAUUGUGCCCCUUUCCUCAUCGUCAACGAAACUUCCCUUCACGACGUCAGCAAACGUCUGGAAGGUGAAGACAUGGACAUCACAAAAUUCAGACCAAACAUCAUCGUCAGCGGUGCCGAGUCAUCCUGGGAAGAAGACUAUUGGUCAGAGCUAGAGACAUCCAGCAACGUGAAACUACAUCUGGUGCAGAACUGUGUCAGAUGCGUAAGUCUGAACAUCGACUAUGCGACUGGCAAGCCUGGUGAAGGCGAAUCUGGAAAAGUGCUCAAGAAGCUGCAAAGCGAUAGAAGAGUAGACGAGGGACACAAAUACUCACCUGUCUUUGGCCGAUAUGCGUUCUUGGGCAAGGGUGAUGAGGGCAAGUCUCUGGCUGUUGGUGAUGAGAUCACGAUCACUCAGCGCAAUGCUGAAAGGACAGUUUUUGGUAAGUCGUACUUAUACCGAUUUUCUCCAAUGGAAAUGAUGUCUGGACGGAGCAUGCUAUGUGUGCAGUCGAUGCUCUAUAUAUAUCACUUGGUUGCUGAUGGCUCGAAUGGAUGUUUAGAAUUGACCAAUGGCCUUGCAAGUGCUGCUGCGCACAUGCUGUACAGCCUCUAA